AUGGCGGCGUCCGCUCUUCCCGGCGCCUCGUUUGAGGAGCGUCUCGACUGGGACAUCGAGGGAGCUCAGCACUCUUUCUCUCACGGGGAGAGCUCGUUUUUGGAAUCUGUCGGGGUCGCCGACGUCUUCUCUCCGCUAGCUUCGCCACGCGCUCCCUACGCGCUCUGCUUCGACCGGUUUCCGUGGGCAGAUCUGGAGGAGGCGUGUCGCGGCUGCGAAGCGCACCUGGCCGUCCUCGACUCUCUCCGCUCUCGGGGCUUUCCGGCGGCGCUUCUCCUCCCUUCUGCGUCUUCUCCGUUCUUCCUGCUGAACUUUGCCUCGCUCCACUCCCUCACCCUCUUCGCCGCGGGCAUCCACCCAAAGCAGCGCAAAUCCCGCGAAGGCCGCAGUCUGCGCGGCGACCGGGAGAGCGCCUGGGGCGUCGACAGCGUGCCCGAAGAGCGGCGCCGCGAAGACAGAAUGCGCGCGCGACCGAGGGAGGUCCUCUACCUGUGGACUGACGACGAGGACGAGCCCGACGCGCGCGGAGACGCCGAAGAGAGACGACGAAAUGCGAGGCGAGUGCGGAUCCAUUGGGCCGUCGUCGACUUUGUCGUUGAAAAAAUCAACCGGAGCCUCCCGAGUUUCUUCUCCAUCGCGCGUCCCCUGCCUCCGCCUGGAGUCCUGAUGGAGGCGGCUUUGCUGGCGUGGCGGCGAAAAGAGAGAAGCAGCCGAGAAGAAGACGCGCGAAGGAAACUCAUGCGGUGGCGAGAAAGGAAGAUUUUCGUCCACAGCGCCAUGACGGAUGUUCACGACUUCUCCUUCGACACCACCAAGCAGAGGUUCCAAACGACUCCUCUGAAGCCGCUGACUCUCGCCUCGCUGGGCCGCCUCUUCUGCGACAGUUCAGUCUUUGCGUCCACGUACGACCGCCGAUACUUUGUGCUUCAGCAGCGCUGCCUGCUGCAUCCGCUCCUGUCUCUCCAUGGCCGAGAGGCCUCUGGGAGACAGGCUUCUUUCGCCCUCUCGGGGCUUACAGAUGGAGACAAACCGGACAGAGAGAUCCGCCGCGUGAUCUUUGAGGUGGACGGCGUGACGCGCCGACCGGGACAACGCCAGUUGCUGCUCGGGAUCCUCGGCCGAGACGUGAAUAAAGACCUCGCUCUUCAAGGUCUUUUCAGCGACAUUCGCAUAAAGUUCGAGAAAGAGUUCCGCCCGCGGCCUGGGUUCUUCCUCGAAGGCCACGUGGUGCUCGCCGACGGGUUCUUCGCCAAGCAUGACGAUUGCUUCCACAUUCUGGAUUUGUCGCAUCCGCCGCGAUGGCCCUCGUCGGAUCGGCUUAUCCUGGGGCGGCGCGCGGCCGCCGUGCGGGCGGUGUCUGAUCACAAGAAACGGCGAACCGGCGCUUGCUCCGCGUUCGGCGAGAGUGUGGGGGGCGGCUUCGCCCGGGGACUGGAAGAAGAAGAGCCCGAAGGCUUGAUCGCUCGCCAGCAGGCGAGUUCGAUGUUUGGCGGGCUGCUCGAAUUGAAUGAGAUGGAGGCUCUCGAGGCGUGGAGAGAAGUGGAGGAAGAGCGGGAGGAAGACCAGGACGACGAGGACGAGCUCCGAGAGCUGCUGCCGCUUCUUCUUCCAGGGUGUUCUCUCGGAGCCGCGCAGAACGCGCUCGGAGAGGCGGAAGGUGGACAGAGCGAGAAGGAGAACCGAACGGGCGCACCCGAGAGGAAAAAGAAGGCCGAGGGAAAACGAAGUGCUACAGCACUGAGAAUCGAACCGCAAGAUCCUGACGCUCCCGACCCGAUGGCCUGGGUCAUCAUCACGGAAUGCCAUUUCAAUGAGCCGGGGGAUCUCGAUCUCCUCGGCGCCAUGCUUGCGACGUUCGAGAGCCAGGGCGAGUAUCCGUCGGGUUUCGUCUUUUUGGGGAGUUUCUCUUCCUCGUUUUCGGGUGGUGAAGACGUCUACAGCGCCGGGUUCGGUGCCCUCUUCAACCUCCUCACCAGUCGGUUUCCCCUCUUCGUUGCCCGAUGCCACUUGGUCUUCGUCCCUGGACCGGAAGAUCCGUCUUUCGCCCGCGAGAGCUUGCCGCGGCUGCCUUUGACGCCUCCGUUCACGUCCGACUUCCAGCAACGCCUCGAACGGGCCAUCCCAGCCUGCAAGGGGAAAGUUUUCUUUACCACAAGCCCGUGCAGUGGAAUUGUACAGAGGAGAGCAUGGAAAUACGCAGGGGGCCGCCAGUGUCCUCAACUGUUUUUCGUUCCGAACAGGAUCCGACACUUCACAUCAUCAAUGCUUUUCUUCCGGCACGACGUCUUCAAGGCUCUCUCGCGAGACGCGCUCUUCACAGGCGGCCGCAACAAAGAGACCGAGGGGCCGACUUCAGUCGACACGGAUAUCGUUGACCUACCGAAGGUGACUCGCCUGUCCCAUGCGCUGGGCAUUUCCAAAGGCCUGCUGUUGCUUGUUUGGAUUCGCGUGCCUCAGCUGUACAACACAGUUGUGGGUCAGGCGCACCUCUGCCCAAUUACCGCUGACCAUCGUCUCAUCAAGCACAGAGACCAGAGUCUAGGCCUCUUCCCCAUGCCAGACCUGGUUUUCCUCUGCGACAAAUCGGCUCCUCCGGUGACCAAGAAAGAUCCAAAGUCCCCAGAUGAGUUCAUCUUCGCCAACGCAAAUGCAUCCUUCAGAGAAACAAAGAGCUUCUUUAUCUACGAGAUGACGACACACCAGUUAACAAAGUACUUUGUACCGUCCAGUAGAUUGACGAAGUAA
Neospora caninum is the source of this 2745-nucleotide messenger RNA. RefSeq lists its product as hypothetical. Gene Ontology annotation, biological process: DNA-templated DNA replication; error-prone translesion synthesis. The record is from RefSeq and is a predicted model, not a curated record. Gene Ontology annotation, cellular component: epsilon DNA polymerase complex. NCBI's taxonomy places the organism in Eukaryota, Apicomplexa, Conoidasida, Eucoccidiorida, Sarcocystidae. Gene Ontology annotation, molecular function: DNA binding. The coding region runs from base 1 to 2745 and encodes 914 amino acids. The transcript has 12 exons.